Molecule: messenger RNA, 807 nt
Organism: Lachancea dasiensis
Lineage: Eukaryota; Fungi; Ascomycota; Saccharomycetes; Saccharomycetales; Saccharomycetaceae
Source: the annotation of a GenBank genome assembly
AUGAGAAUUUAUCUAGCAUCGUGGGCCAGCCUUUCAAAAGCGUCCUUCGUUAGUCGAAGAUCAUUUGAAAGGUAUAACGCGAUGCCAUCGACGGUUUUUCAAUACUUCUACCAGCUACAAUUGAAGGAACUACGACAUGGCUCAAGCUCUUGUGAUAUUGGCAGCUUGUUCAAUAAGAACAGCUCUUUCAGAAGGUAUAAACGUAAGGAGUGGGAGCUCCUUUCCAUGUCCAAGAAAAGGCUGUAUCAUGCAUUGUACUUCCAUUUUACUAAAAUUAACUAUCGGACAUUGAGCCACGAGGAACUUGCCAAAAGAUUGGAAAUUCCCAUUCCUGCAGCAAGCGAAUACUUGUUGUUUAGAAAUCAGUUCAAAUCUAGGUUCGACCAGGUCUGGGAGGAAAGGAAGAGAGAGAAAAGUUCCGCGUGCUUACAAAAAGCUCACUUUCGAACUGGGUCUCUUGGCCUAAUCAGAGUGUCGCGUAGAAUUUCUCGUAACCUUGAUGACGCUGAGGCGGAUCUGACAAGACGAUUUCAAGAUAUGUGUCGCGAAUGCAGGCGGACUUGGAGAGACAUGGUUGACGACGAACAGCGAGCCAAAAUUGCCGACAAACUCGGGGAGGAGCGCAAGAAUUUUGAGGCUAUCAUGAAAAAUGAAAUACAGGUACUUAAUGAGCUACAAGGUCUGUUGACUACUUAUCUUACAAAUUUUGACGCUAUCGCCCACAAAGCAUUGGACUUUGAGAGAAGAGGUGCGUCCAAUUGUCAAGAGCGACUCGAUUUCUUACUAGCGCAAAACGUCAAGGAUUGA